Molecule: messenger RNA, 585 nt
Organism: Closterium sp. NIES-65
Lineage: Eukaryota; Viridiplantae; Streptophyta; Zygnematophyceae; Desmidiales; Closteriaceae
Source: the annotation of a GenBank genome assembly
AUGGCCCCGACCGCAACCUGUUCCUGGGCCCCUUCAGCUCCCCCCCCGUCGUACCUCACCGGCGAGUACCCCGGCGACUACGGCUGGGACACCGCGGGUCUGUCCGCUGACCCCGAGACCUUCGCCAAGAAUCGCGAGCUGGAGGUGAUCCACGCCCGGUGGGCUCUUCUCGGUGCGCUCGGCUGCCUCACCCCCGAGCUCCUCGCUGGCAACGGCAUGAACUUCGGCGAGGCCGUGUGGUUCAAGGCCGGCGCUCAGAUCUUCUCGGAGGGUGGCCUUGACUACCUCGGCAACCCCAGCCUGAUCCACGCCCAGUCCAUCCUGGCCAUCUGGGCCACCCAGGUCAUCUUGAUGGGUGCCGUUGAGAGCUACCGCGUGGGUGGCCUCGAGGGCUUCCAAGAGGUUGAGGACCCCUCUGUGAAGGAGCUGAAGAACGGCCGCCUCGCCAUGGUGUCCAUGUUUGGCUUCUUCGUCCAGGCUAUUGUUACCGGAAAGGGUCCCCUUGAGAACCUGUCCGACCACCUGGCUGACCCCAACGUGAACAAUGCGUGGGCCUAUGCCACCAACUUCACCCCCGGUGCUUAA